Messenger RNA from Myxocyprinus asiaticus (Chinese sucker), 2577 nucleotides. Its product is annotated as para-nitrobenzyl esterase. The record is from RefSeq and is a predicted model, not a curated record. NCBI's taxonomy places the organism in Eukaryota, Metazoa, Chordata, Actinopteri, Cypriniformes, Catostomidae. The coding region runs from base 139 to 1929 and encodes 596 amino acids. The transcript is spliced from 9 exons.
AGAUAUUGUAACCUCAAAGGCAGAAGAUUUGCUCCAGGACUUCAGCAGCCAUCUUUAACUCAACCCAUGGGCGGAGAGAACUUGUUUUGUAGGAUACAGUACAUGCGUGCAUGAACGCAGUUGACAUGAAGAGAGAAAAUGAGUGAGGAUGUAUUUGAGGUCCCUGAGGGGACGGAGUAUCGCUAUCUGGUGCAGGACGAAGAGGAAGAAGAGAUCCAGUACGUCCGACGCCACUAUGUCAGUCCAUUCCUGGUGGUGUCCCGCAGGUGUAUGUUUCUCAUCGGUUGCGGAGUGCUCGCUCUCCUCACUCUGGCAGGAUACCUUGCUUACGUGGCAGAGACUCUACCCCCAGGGCUGGUAGAGGUGAUGACGGAGUGCGGUUGGCUGCGUGGGCAGUGGAGAGGUGGGGCAUACUCUUUCAAGGGCAUCCCAUAUGCUGUACCACCUAUGGGUGUAUAUCGUUGGUGCCCCCCAAAAGAUUUACUGGAGGCGGGUAAGUGUUGGCAUGGGGUGUACGAUGCUACUCGAUUCCGUAGCAUCUGUGCGCAAGUACAGCCGCUCCGAGAAGAUGGACGGGUGAUGGGGCAAGAGGACUGCCUGCAUCUCAGCGUUUGGACGCCAAGCCUUCGGCCCGCCAAACCCAUGCCCGUCAUGGUGUGGAUCCAUGGAGGGUACCUCCGUAUGCUGAGUGGCCAGGAGAAAGGCAACUCCCCAACUGAGGAGCUGGCGGCACGUACACAGACGGUAUACGUCAGUCUGAAUUACAGGCUCAAUGCCUUUGGCUUCAUGGCCCUGGAGGUACUGAGAGAAGGCUCUCCUACCAACUCUUCAGGGAAUUAUGGCUUCAUGGACCAGAUCCAAGCACUUCAGUGGGUCAAGCGAAAUAUCCAUAACUUUGGUGGUGAUGCAGGAAGGGUUACCAUAUUUGGUCAAAGCUCAGGAGGUACAUCGGUUUGGACCUUGAUGAUGUCUCCUAUGGCUAAGGGUCUGUUUCAUCGUGCUAUUGAUAUGAGCGGCUCGUACGUGUAUAAUGCUUCCCUGGAGUCAGCAGAAAAAUAUAACUUAGAAUUCCUGAGGAAAACUGGCUGCAAGGAUGCCAUCUGCCUGAGAGGACUAAACAUCACUCAAGUCCUUCAGGCAAUUCCAUGGCAGCAGUAUCCAUCUUGGGCAGCCGAUGGUCUAACUGAUCUUCCAGUUAAAGGUAGGUUUUUUGGCCCUGUUGCAGUAGUGGAUGGCCAUGUUCUCCAUGACCCUCCGUUUGAGACCUGGGAGAAGGGAGGAAUCUACAAUGAUGUACCUUUUGUGGUUGGGACAACUGAACAGGAAACUGACUUUAGUCCUCCAUAUGAGAACAUCUCAACAUGGACUUGGGGGGACUAUCGGUGGUUUGUGACAAAGAAACUGACCCCUUUUGGAGAGGCUCUGACCAAUCAGGCUCUGAGGCUGUACAACAGCUCCGCGCCAUGCCCGACAUCUGACCGAUGUCCAGAGAGACUCUACACCACCAUGACCUCUGACAUGAGGGUCACCUGCCCCAAUAAUGACCUGGCUAAAAGAGCUGCAGGAGCUUUGAAGAGCCCAGUGUAUCGUUACCUGGUGACUUACACUCCGUCAAGACAAGCAAACGUCUCCAGCUGGCUUCCAUUCCCCAGUCGCUUUGCCUUUCAUCUUCUGGACAGCCUGGCCUUCUUUGGGGGUCUUGAAAUGGUGCUGGGGACCCUGUCACCAGAUGAUGUGAACUUCCAGGAAGUGCUCAGCAAGAAUUUUCUUCAUUUUGCCAAAGAGGGUAAGAUGCCAGAUGAGUGGCCAGAGUUUCCCUCGAAAACUGCCUUGCUGGGGAAAAACAUUUCCGCUGUAAAAAGCUACUCUGGCCAGAGGUGUGACCUGUGGGAGGAGAAUGGCUUCUAUUCAUACGCCUGGAUCAACUGAGCCACAUAAUCCAGACAUCAGACAUAUUGAUCCAUCCACUACAGUUUUAUCCGACAUGAUAAAAGCUUUGUUCCGAAAUGAACAAAGCUUUACUGUGUAAUAAUGCUACAGUAUUGAUACAUUUUAUAGGAGUUUGCUUAGUGUGGAGUGUGUUUUGCAUUCAGAUGUUUCCAUGUGAAUUCCAAAGAAAAAUCACAAAUGAGAUUUCUUUAAUAUUGCAGUUGUUUCUCCUACACAGAAAUAAGAUUAAAUGGAGAGCACAUUGUGAAUUUUGCUUAAGUCUUCUGCUUCUCAGAUUUCUCUCCAGAGAAAACAACCCUAGUAAUGUCACGUGUCUCCCCUAGAGUUUCAGAAUAGAUCUCAACAGUGUCUCAAACUGUGCUCAGAUUUGUCAAGAUACCCAAGACUGCAAUCAAAAUUUCAAUAUGAAAUCAAACUUUUCUCAUCAGAUUCUUUCCAGACCAAAUUAUCUCAGCAAUGCUACCCACAUUAAGUUUAUAGCUCUGUACUCUUACUCUGUCAACUAUUGUCUCAUUUGUGUCCAUUUUUAUUUCUCCUUAAGUAUUUAAAGGAAUAGUUCACCCAAAAAUGAAAAUUCUCUCAUCAUUUAUUCACCCUCAGGCCGUCCCAGAUGUGUAUGACUUUCUU